Messenger RNA from Neoarius graeffei (lesser salmon catfish), 2819 nucleotides. RefSeq names its product exosome component 2 (gene exosc2). Gene Ontology annotation, molecular function: RNA binding. The record is from RefSeq and is a predicted model, not a curated record. NCBI's taxonomy places the organism in Eukaryota, Metazoa, Chordata, Actinopteri, Siluriformes, Ariidae. Gene Ontology annotation, biological process: exonucleolytic trimming to generate mature 3'-end of 5.8S rRNA from tricistronic rRNA transcript (SSU-rRNA, 5.8S rRNA, LSU-rRNA); TRAMP-dependent tRNA surveillance pathway; poly(A)-dependent snoRNA 3'-end processing. The transcript has 9 exons. Gene Ontology annotation, cellular component: nuclear exosome (RNase complex); cytoplasmic exosome (RNase complex). The coding region runs from base 309 to 1052 and encodes 247 amino acids.
UUUCUGUGCCAUCCAAUCACAUUUGAAUGUCAACAAGCGCCGCGGGAUAACUCCGCCCCCUAUUGCAAAACAAGUAAAAGCCUCGUGGUGAUGGCGGAAGGUGGGAGCGGUAGCAAGUGUGGUGAGACAAACUUGUGUGAGGAGGAACUGGUUUCCAAAAAAAAAAUGCCCGUCUGCUAUUUGGAAGUACUUUGGAUUCAGGAGGGAUGACGUACUGCAAACUCGGGUACUUUGCAAGACAUGUAAAACAGUGGUGGCAGCUACCAACGACAGGGCAGAACGGCGAGUAGAGAGGCCAUGGAACGUACAUGGACGAUGAAAAACUCACUGCUUCGGUGGCUGGAGAGGUGGAACGAGUCAACAAACUCAUUUGUGUGAGGCCACUGAAGACAAGGUUCAAUGGUGAAGUCGGUGAUGUGGUUGUUGGCCGGAUCACUGAGGUGCAGCAGAAACGCUGGAAAGUGGAGACGAACUCUCGACUGGACUCUGUAUUGCUUCUGUCUUCGGUCAAUCUUCCUGGAGGAGAGUUGAGGAGGCGAUCUGCAGAAGAUGAACUUGCUAUGAGAGACUAUCUUCAAGAAGGGGACCUCAUUAGUGCAGAGGUACAGUCUGUGUUUUCAGAUGGAGCCCUCUCUCUUCACACGCGCAGCUUAAAAUACGGCAAGCUGGGUCAGGGUGUACUCAUGCAAGUAUCACCUUCGCUCAUCAAGAGACAGAAAACCCAUUUCCACAAUCUGACUUGUGGAGCAUCCAUUAUACUAGGGAACAACGGCUAUAUUUGGAUUUACCCCACACCGGGGCAACAGGAUGAAGAGGCAGGAGGGUAUUACACAAGCCUGGAGCCCGUCCCUCUUUCAGACCGGGAGGUCAUUUCUCGAGUGAGGAACUGUUUACUGGCUCUGGCAGCUCACAAAGUGAUGCUGUAUGACACCAGCAUUCUCUACUGCUAUGAAUCCUCUCUGACACACCAGAUCAAAGACAUCUUGAAACCCGAGAUCAUGGAUGAGAUCGUGAUGGAAACACGGCAACGACUUCUUGAGCAAGAGGGUUAAAAUGCUCGCAGUCAACAACAUGAGUCUUGUAAAAGGAUUCAAAGACCAAGACUUGCCUUUUUAUCUUUUUGAAUAGAAACCAAAAAGACUCAUGGAUGACAUCACGACGUUCCCAGUAACACACUGAUGUUCACCUCUAAAGGAAACUGUAUUCUUUUUUUUUUCUUCCCCCUCUUCCUGUUUUAUUGAUCUUCUCUUGCUUGUAUUAAUUGCCAUCUCUGAGAUUCAUUCUGAGACACAGAUCAGUCUCGGGUUUGGGUUCCUCGUACUGCAAAAAAAUGUCUAAAGGUGUAGAAUUGUCUAUAAGCAUUUCAAAUAUGUGACCAAAUGACAUGAAGUUUAAAACCACCACCUUUAUCUUCCUAAAUCUGCUUGUGUAGCUUCACAGUAGAAAUGUCAGUCGCAAUAUAUGAGUAUUGCGUAUUAUAGCAACAGUAAAAUUGCAUUUAAAGGGAAGGGAAGGAGGAGCCCUGAAAGACAACUAGUUUUAGUGAAUAGCUAAAGAAAUACACUCACCAGACACUUUAAUAGGAACUUGUUCUCGAGUCUAAGAUCCCUGUUCUUGGCUGCAGGAGUGGAACCCGAUAUGGUCUUCUGCUAUUGCAGGCUGAGAUGCUUUUCUGCUCAGCACGGUUGUAAAGAGUGAUUAUAUGAGUUGCUGUAUCCUUCCCGGCAGCUCAAAGCAACCUGGCCGUUUUCCUCUGACCUUUUCUUCUCAGCAAGCCGUUUGUUUCCACCCACAGAAACGUCGCCCACUCCCUUGAUGUUUUUUUGUUUGUUUGUUUGUUUUUCGCACCACUCUGUGUAAACUCUACAGACUGUUGUGUGUGAAAACCCCCAGGAGAUUUCCCAGCAGUUUCUGAAAUGCUCAAACCAACACCCAUGCUACAGUGAAAGAAAGUCACACUUCGAGAUCACAAUUUUUCCCGUUCUGAUGUGUGAGCAUUAUCUGAAGCUCUUGAUUUGUAUUUGCGUGAUUUUAUACAUUGUGCUGCUGUCAGAGGGGUUGGCUGAUUAGAGAACUGCAUACAAUAGCAGGUGGAUGGGUGUAAAUUAUUCAACACUGAAACACAAGUUUGUUGGGUAUUAAGUUAUCACGAUAUCGGGCUAUGAUAUCGCCCUGACUUACAGUACAGUAACAAAUGUAGUGGUAUCUGUUUACUGGCAAAGAUACACUGAUGUUUUUUUCCCCAUAUGAAAAAGGAUACUAAUCUCUGAAGGGACAAACUUAGCUUUGUUUGCUGAUACGUUUGAAAAAUUCAGGGGAGCAUUCUACAAAAAUGUUGUGUAUGUAUUAUGUGUAAAUGUUGACUGAUUGAUAUUUUGACUGAAUUCAGUUUUUUUGCGAUUUUCUCACGAGUGGCACGUCAAAAUGUUUGCGUGGUAAUUGCACACAGUCAGUCUCCACACCAAGAUGUGAAUACACAUGCAGUAGAUAGAGAUUAGAUCAAAUAUGCUGAGGUGAUUUUUUAUUAUUAUUAUUAAUAUCCUAUCAAAUAGUAAAGGCAUAACUGUACUCUCUUUCCAAAACUGUGCGCCAGUAUACAUAGAGGAUAUUACACAGUUGUACGAAGAUAUGAAGUUUAACUUCGAGUAGUGAAUAUAUACAGUUGUGGACAGAAGUUUAUAUACAGUGACAUGAAUGCCAUCUUGGAUAUGAACGUCAUGGCAGUAUUUGGGCUUUCAGUAAUUCCUUUGAACUGUUCUUUUUCUGUGGCAGAAUGAUUGUACAGCAUACAUCUUUUAAUUAAAAAAAACAAACAUGAA